CAGCAGAUCCGCUCCAACUGUCACCUACUACUGCUAUUGUUGUAAGUACAUAUGAUCGUACAUUUAACGUGGGUGAAGAAGUUGAACUUAUAUGUACAACAGAUACACAAUAUGAACCUACAUUUUCAUGGAAGUUGGACAACGGACAAGAUCACAAGGUUGAAAACCAAACAGUAACAUUUACAUUCAUCGAAUAUGUUACGGUAACAUGCAUUGUCAGCAACACAUAUGGUAUUGCUACUGGUGAAUUAUCAAUCACGCAGUUAGACAUAACAUGUAAAUCAGUCGAUGUUACUGUACCUGUACCAAUCAUUGGGUUCAAGACUGACACAACAUUAUUGGAAUGUACAUAUAUUACUACUGGUGGAAAUCCAUUAGUUUAUUGGUAUAAAGGGAGUAGUACAGCUACAGGUACUCUAGUUAUACAAUCAGUUGGUGGAGUAAUUUACCCAGAGCCUGGAUUUACAAGACAUGACAUUCAAGAUCAAGCUAGUUUAGUUAUAACUAAUACAAUGCUGAGUGAUGCUGGAAUGUAUUGGUGCAAAGUCAUAGCAUUUCCAGAUGGCAGUGAUGAGGAUUCAGUCACACUCACUGGUGAAGUUGCAACAGAACCAUCUCAACCUAGUAUAACGUUCAUUGAUGGCAGUAUUAUAUCCAAUGCAAGCAGUAAAAUUACUAUGCAAUGUACAUCAUCUGGUAAUCCUACACCAAUUUACAAUAACAGUGAAUUAACAAUCAAUCCAAGUGACAGAGAUGAUAACGGUAGAACAUUUACAUGUCAAGCAGUUAAUUUUAAAGGAAGUAACACAGAAGAUAAAACAUUAACCAUAAGAUAUAAACCAUAUUUUGUGAACGUAUCAAAGAAUCAGCGAUCCUAUGCAAGCAAAGGGAGCGUAGCAGAAUUACGAUGUGAGAUUGAAAGCAACCCACUUUCUUCGAUAAUAUGGUAUGGUCCGAAUAAUCAGCCAAUAAAUAUUGACAGUAGAAUCAGCAUCAAAACAGUGUCACGUGGAACCUUAUAUGAAAGUAUAUUGACAAUACAGAAUACAAUGCUAAGUGACUAUGGUAGUUAUUCCUGUUUUGCAGAAAACGAUAUUGGCAACACAACAUUUAUUGUCACAUUCAACGAUAAAAGUGUUCCAGAUGCACCAAAGUCCAUUGUACCAAUAACACGAUUCUAUGACAGUCUGGUUGUCACUAUAAUUCCCGGAUAUGACGGUGGUGAUGCAGAUACAACAUAUUUUAUACAAUAUCGUACCCGGAGAAAUGCAACCUUCAACGAAUUGAACGCUGAUAACUCAGAGACAACAAAUAUCACGAUAGAAAUACUUGAAUUAGAUCCGUCAAUACCAUAUGAAUGUAGAGCAUAUGCUGUCAACGCAAUUGGUAUAGGACCAUACAGUAAUAGUAUUAUGAUCAGAACAUUGGGUUGUAUCUGUGGUUCAUGUAGUGUAGGUAUUAUUGUUGGGAUACUUACAACUUUGAUGGUUACUACUAUAAUAUAUGUUGUUAUUAGUUAUGUAUUACAUAAACGUCGAUGGAACGAAGAAAAAGGACGAUCUGAUUCCGUAGAAGAUCGCGUGUAUACUGGACUUUCAGAAAGCACGAGGGAAAAAGACCAUACCUAUGAAAUACCAGAGAAAAAGGAUGUUGACAAAGAUGGGGUUUAUACAUCACACGACCCUGCUACUAGAGAAAAAGAAUCCGAAUACGAGACUCCACUACCAAGACCAAAUAAGGUCUAA
Molecule: messenger RNA, 1745 nt
Organism: Saccoglossus kowalevskii
Lineage: Eukaryota; Metazoa; Hemichordata; Enteropneusta; Harrimaniidae
Product: protein sidekick-1-like
Biological process (GO): cell-cell adhesion
Cellular component (GO): cell-cell junction; plasma membrane
Molecular function (GO): cell adhesion molecule binding
Source: RefSeq, a predicted model, not a curated record